AUGCCUACAUUCCAGUCGAAACCCUUUGGUCGCCAGAGCACUCUUGGCCCUCUUGCAGCCAAGGCCAAGAAGCACCCAUUUGUACUGUUUGGCUUACCAUUCCUUGCAAUCAUGAUUGGAGGUUCAUUUGGACUUGCUCAACUCACCCAAACACGUUAUGAUCAUCGUGACAUGAGAAACACAAAAUUGGCCAAAGAAGACGCUUUGGGUAUUGACAAGAACAGAAGAAAGCUGAGUCUUCAAGAAGAGUACUGGCGUCUUCAAGCAAAAUCUGAUGAUGAUGAUGAUUGGGAACAAGUCCGUAUUGAACGCCCUCCAGGUGUUCAAUAA
Messenger RNA from Phycomyces blakesleeanus NRRL 1555(-), 330 nucleotides. RefSeq lists its product as hypothetical. The transcript is spliced from 3 exons. Gene Ontology annotation, cellular component: mitochondrial inner membrane. Lineage: Eukaryota; Fungi; Mucoromycota; Mucoromycetes; Mucorales; Phycomycetaceae. The record is from RefSeq and is a predicted model, not a curated record. Bases 1 to 330 code for a protein of 109 amino acids. Gene Ontology annotation, biological process: mitochondrial respiratory chain complex IV assembly.